Molecule: messenger RNA, 645 nt
Organism: Colletotrichum higginsianum IMI 349063
Lineage: Eukaryota; Fungi; Ascomycota; Sordariomycetes; Glomerellales; Glomerellaceae
Product: ER lumen protein-retaining receptor
Exons: 4
Coding region: 1-645 (214 amino acids)
Biological process (GO): endoplasmic reticulum to Golgi vesicle-mediated transport; protein retention in ER lumen
Cellular component (GO): membrane; endoplasmic reticulum; cis-Golgi network
Molecular function (GO): ER lumen protein retrieval receptor activity
Source: RefSeq, a predicted model, not a curated record
AUGCUCAACCUUUUCCGCAUCACCGGGGACUUGUCCCACCUUGCCAGUAUCGGCAUCCUCCUCCACAAGAUGGUGCAGAUGAAUAGCUGCUCUGGUAUCUCGUUCAAGUCACAAGCCCUCUACUUCCUGGUCUACAUCACCAGAUAUCUUGAUCUCUUCUCGACCUCAAGUCUCUGGAACCUCGUCUUCAAGAUCCUCUUCAUUACCUCUCAAGGCUACAUCGUCUACCUCAUGACAACGGCAUACAAGCCGACCAACGAUCCUAACCAGGACACCUUCCGCGUCCAGUACCUCCUCGGUGGAGCUGCCGUGCUGGCCAUCCUCUUCCCAUACUACUACACUUUCUGGGAGAUUCUCUGGGCCUUCUCCAUCUGGCUUGAGGCCGUCGCCAUCCUGCCGCAGCUGUUCAUGCUCCAGCGCACCGGUGAGGCCGAGACCAUCACCACUCACUACCUCUUCGCCCUGGGCAUCUACCGUGCCCUGUACAUCCCCAACUGGAUCUACCGCUACUUCACCGAGGUCAACCAUAAAGUUGACUGGAUCGCCAUCACCGCGGGAAUCGUUCAGACUAUUCUCUACAGCGACUUCUUCUGGAUCUACUACACCAAGGUGAUGAAGGGCAAGAAGUUCAAGCUGCCCGUCUAA